CUGCCAACGCGAGUGGGGGUUUCCCGCGCUUGCAUAGUCUGGGAAUGGGGUCCGAGGACAUAUCCUCGGUUGCGGCUGAGUCGCUGCUGUCCCGUUACGCCGGCGUUGCCAACUUGUCCGUGCAUCGAAGCGGGCGCGUGCUCUCUCAUAACGAUGUCGCUCUGUUGAAGGAAAACAUACCUCUCCUCGAGGAAGAGCUCUCUCGCGACUCAGAGUCUCCUGAAUCGUCUGCGCAGCUGUUCAAUGCCUCUGCCCUCACCGACCUUCUCGCCCUUCACAAAGCUCUGAUCUCCCCCGUUCGCCGUCUUUACACAGAGAUAUUGUCGGAGAUAUUCCUCCUCGCGAUACCUGAUGGCUGGCUGGAAGAGCUCUGCGGUACCGUCAUACAUCCGUGCACGCAGGUGUGCCACGUCUGGCGCGAGGUCGCUCUCGGGACACCAUCUCUGUGGAGCACGAUAUGCAUCAACAUCGAUAGCGGGGCGCUUGUCGAACUUUCAAAAGGCUUCUUUGUGUUGCUAGGAAGUCCGUCCGAGUCUGAGGUCGAGCUACCCAGCGAUGUGGAGGUGGAUUCGGAGGCAGAUGACGAGGGCAGCGGCGGAGACGCCUACGACGUCGCCGGGGAUGAUAAUGGUGGCUCUGCAGGAAGGGACGAGGGCCCGAGCGAUGAUGGUGUUCAUGAGAGCCCCGAAGAAACGGCACACGAUGACUUAGAAGCGUCUAGCGAAGUCGCGAGCCGCGAAGACGACGAUACCGCGGGACAGAGCAGUAGGAUGUGCGAGGAAGACGAGGAAGAGCCCGAUAAUUGGGAAUGGAUCACGAACAUCUAUCUCGAACGCUCUGCGCGGGUGCCGUUGACCAUCGAAUACCACGUCGGCAUGGAGUACUCCGGGCCCACCUUCUGGGAAGACGCCAGCUGGCUUCUGCUCCUCCAGCACCCAGAGCGGUGGAAGCACGUCACCAUUACGAGCCCUCUCAACCUCUUCAGACGAUUUGAGCCGCCGCCUCCGUUCGCGCUGCUAGAAUAUCUAGAACUUCGACUAUACGAACACGCAGACGAGGAGUCUCAGCCUCUUCAAUUCUUCUCUAACGCGCCAUGUCUUCGCAAUCUCAUUACGACGACGCAUACGCUCCCCUAUCACUACGCGGAUCCGAAGGACGUCCUUCCGCCUUCUUGGAAGAGUCUGGUCGAGGUCCGCAUGGGCGAGUAUCACUUUGACUAUGGCGACGAUGCCUGCACCAUAGCCAACACGAGCGUCAUCCACCAACAUUGCGCGGCAACCCUGCAGGAGUGCUCGAUAUGGGCGCACGAGCCGGCACAACGCUCAUACAGCCCGUCUUUGCACUCCAAGGACUAUCCCGUCCUCCGUGCACUGGAGAUGACCGACUUCGGCAUGGAGUUCUCCGAGCUCAUUCGGUCGGCACCCAAGCUCGAAUCCGUCAGGAUGCGGGCUGACCCGGGCUACUAUGGCCUCACACUGCACCAUCUCACGCAAAUGCUUUCGCGCAUGACCUGCGCCAAUCUCACCUCUCUGUUCCUCGUAUGCGUUCAGGCGAUGCCCCAGGAUGUUAUCGAAUGCCUGAAAGCCGCGCCCACCCUCGGCGAGCUCGACAUAAUGGAGUGGGAAACUUGCGAUUACGGCGGGUACGGGGACUACGAUAUGAUCAUCAGCGUCGAGGUUCUGCAUGCGCUGACGCGCUCAGACGAGCGACCCGCCUCGCUCAGUAUGCUGCCGAGCCUCGAACGCCUAGCAUUGAACGCCCCCGUCAUGCCUGAACUUCACAGCAGCGACGAGAGGCAGAUGGUGCAAGCCGUGCUGGACAUGGUCCAUUCUCGAGUGCGUCCUAGGGAGGCGGAAGGGCUACGGGCGCUGCAACAAUUCCAUAGCACAAUCAAGGCUAUCGAGCGGGUGACUGUCGAAUAUGUACGCCAGCACAAGAACGACGCCGAGCUCUAACAGCAUGAAAUUAAUGUGAACAAGUAGGUGCUGAUUAUAUACAUCGUUUCGGGUACUACCCAGGCCUUACCAUUCGCUACUUCAUCGUCACAGAAUUAGAGCAGGUUGCACAACGCCGGCAAUCACAGUUUCACGUACGACCUACUAAGCGUGGACCCACAGGUUCAAGAACUUGUUUGUUCGACUCGUAAUUCCCGCA
Schizophyllum commune H4-8 is the source of this 2154-nucleotide messenger RNA. RefSeq lists its product as uncharacterized. The record is from RefSeq and is a predicted model, not a curated record. The transcript has 2 exons. The coding region runs from base 45 to 1955 and encodes 636 amino acids. NCBI's taxonomy places the organism in Eukaryota, Fungi, Basidiomycota, Agaricomycetes, Agaricales, Schizophyllaceae.